GCUCCUCAUGGGUGAAACUGCAAUUCCAAACUUAAAGGCCGAUGUACAGCCAGAAGUCACAGAGAUUGAAAGUCUUUGUUUUCACUGCUGCAAGACGGGAACAACCCGGCUUCUGGUCGUUAAGAUUGCCUUCUUUCGUGAAGUCAUUAUCUCGUCCUUCUCAUGUCCUCACUGUGGCUUUGAAAACCGAGCUUUGGAUCCGGCUGCUCAGAUUCAGGACAAGGGGCAGCAGAUCAUAUUGAAUGUUCAAACGCAGAAGGACAUGAACCGUCGUGUAGUUCGUCCCGCAGGGUCGUCUGUAAAGAUACCAGAAUUGAAUGUUUCUUUUCCCACAUCCGACGGAGAUGUUUCAACUAUUGUGGGUGUCAUACUACGCACCGCUGAAAUUAUUGAGAAACUGCAACCAGAACGGAAGAUGAAACAACCAGACUUAGCAGAGAAGCUACAAACUUUCGUUGGACGGCUACGCAGUCUCCUAUCUCUGAAACAACCAUUUACUUUCAUUUUGGACGACCCUUCUGGAAACGGAUUUAUUGAAAACUACCUUGCUCCAGACACCGAUCCUCAGUUGAAGAUUAAGUUGUACCAAAGAACUCCGGAGCAGGAUGCUACUCUUGGAAUUCGUCCGGAUGUCGUUGGUGAGGCAUCUGUUGGCGUUCUGUCAACUGUUGCGGCCCCCAAAACAACGUCACCCAGGGACCGAAUAAAUGAAGACGAAGUGUUCAACUUUAACGUGAAGUGCCCUAAUUGCAGCCUUCAGCUGACUACUCGUAUGAAACUUGUCAAUAUUCCACACUUCAAACAAGUUGUGCUUAUGGCAACAGUCUGUUCCGGAUGCGGUUACAAGAACAGUGAAGUCAAAGCAUUCGGAGGAAUUAACCCAAAGGGACGUCUUUACCGGCUCAAGUUGGGUAACCCGACGGACCUAUCCAGAGACGUGUUUCUCUCGGAUACAUCGUCCAUGCGCAUCCCCGAUCUGGAUUUGGAGUACGCGGGCAGCACCUUGAGUGGACGUUUCACAACUUUUGAGGGACUCCUUCUGGCAUUGAGCGAUCAGCUUGCCAACGUUGGGCCAUUUUUGCUUGGAGACAGUACGCCUCAGGAUGAAAAGGCUAAGAAGCUGGCUUUUAUCAUUGAACAACUAAAAUUGAUCGCUUCCGGUAAACGCCUGGGUGUGUCUUUCGAACUAAAGGACCCAGCAGGCAACAGCUACGUGCAGAAUUUGUACGCCCCUGAUCCGGAUCCUGAGCUGGAAGUUAUUGACUACGAGCGGACGCCUGAAGAAAACGAUGAUCUUGGUAUAACUGACAUGAAUACUACUAAUUACGACGGGACCACUACCGCAAACUCCGGUGACGUCUCCUGAAAACCCCUUCUACCUUUUCUCAUGACAUGUCCUUAAACUGAUAUUCAAAAUACUCCCACGCGGUUAUUGAUACAGCUUUUCUGUGACAAUCAUUUCCAGUCUUCAUUUAUCUUGCGUUUCGAUAAAUACCUUUUCUGCUCUGAAUCCAAUUGACUGCAGUUUCAGAGGUUUCAUAAUGGCGUGCAAAUUGCUAUCCAUGGGAUGCAUUAGGAUCUUCCCAUACGUACAUUCACUUGCUUUCACGAGCGGAUAGAUCAUGAAC
Messenger RNA from Dicrocoelium dendriticum, 1628 nucleotides. The record is from the annotation of a GenBank genome assembly. Lineage: Eukaryota; Metazoa; Platyhelminthes; Trematoda; Plagiorchiida; Dicrocoeliidae.